AUGUCUGCGUGUCCAGCAACAGCUGACACUGUCUUCGGCCCCAGGGUCGAUGUCGCCUGUCGCACCUUCGACUUCACCUUUUACUUCGAGGAUGCCUUUCUUGCCUUCUUGCCAUCUGCGAUAUUCAUCUCGCUGCUGCCCGUGGCACUAUGGCAGCUCCGAUCGCGAUCUCGCAGAGUAAAGCGAUCGGUACUGCUAUCUUGCAAGCUGGUAGCACUGAUUGCGCUUCUAGUCAGCCAGCUCGCCUUUGUGCUCGUCCGACAGUUGAAACUCUCCCAUCUGCACAAUAAAAUGUCGAUUCCGGCGGAUGUUCUCGAAUUGCUUGCGAUUACCGGUGCUAUUGCGCUGUCAUCGCUCCACCACACUCGCUCAAUCCGUCCAUCGACUCUGCUCGUCUGCUUCCUCUCGGCGAGAUCACUCUUAGGCAUUGCCCGCGUUCGCACCCUCUGGCUCAUACCAAAUGCAACCCGCGCGGCAGUCCCCUUUACUUUGAGUGUUACAUUGAUCCUAUUGUCGACAGUUCUUGAGUCGAUAGGGAAGGAAUCCGCCCUUGUCAAAGCAUCCGAGAAACCUGCAACACCAGAACCAUUCAGUGGCUUUUGGAAGCGCGCUGCAUUCGCCUGGCUAACGGGAACAUUCAGAAAUGGUUACAGCAAGGUCAUCUCCGUGCAGGACUUACCAGAACUCGACCCCAAGCUAGACAGCGAGGUCGUGGGGGCCCAGCUACAGGCAGUCUGGGCGCGCGCUGAUAAAAGGGCUGCCCAUGCGCUGCUUCGCGCAUGUUUGACUGCAUAUCGGUCUCCCCUGCUUACGGCUGCCCUGCCGCGUCUGAUGAAGACCGGCUUUACCUUUUGCCAGCCGUUUCUGAUCGAUGCGGCUGUCUCGUGGGUCGGCAAUCCGAAUUCCCCCAUGGACUCUGGGAGAGCACUGAUUGGGGCUUUUGCGCUGGUUUAUGUGGGACAGGCGGUGUCUACGAGCCUAUAUGGCUAUCAGACAGCGCGAUAUACCAUCCGCUUGCGAGGGGGCCUGAUAGCGCUCGUUCACCGGCAAACUGUCAACACCCGCGCAGUGGAUCUCGGGGAGAGCACGGCAAUCACACUCAUGGGUACAGAUGUAGAACGUAUCGUGUCUGGGUCCAGAGUGACUCAUGAGUUGUGGGCGUCUCUACUCGAAAUAGCGAUUGCCAUUUACCUCCUCGAGAGGCAGGUUGGUGUUGCGUGCCUUGUUCCUGCCGUGAUCGUGCUUGUCUUCGUAGCCGCCACCUUCAAGGUAUCAGGUGCCACUAACAAAUACCAGCGUCUCUGGAUUGAGCGGAUUGAAGAGAGACUGCGGCUGACGUCGUAUACCCUGGAGAAUAUCAAGGCCGUCAAGAUGUUAGGCCUGUCGGAGAAAUUGUAUUCGAUAAUCAGGAGUUUGCGACAUGCAGAAAUUGCCACGUCUACUGUGUUCCGCAAGCUGCUGAUUGUAACUAGCACGCUUUCCAACUCCCCCGCUGAUUUGGCGCCGAUGGCAACCUUCGUCGUCUAUGUUAUCAUAGCGCUCGUACGAGACGACAAGUCGCUUCUUGCUGCACAGGCAUUCACCUCGUUGUCUUUGGUUUCAUUGGUCACAGACCCCGUCUUGACAUUUAUCCUAUCUCUGCCUGAAGUCGUUCAGUGCCUAGGAUGCUUCAACCGGAUACAAGAGUACUGCUGUUCUGAGGAGCCGGCUGACGGAGUUAAGUCGCUCCAAAAUACCCCCGUUGACAAGGUCGGUGUGUCUUAUGACCUGAAGGAGAUCUCCAAGUCCCAAAGUUCCCGCAAAGAUCUGGUUGCCUUUUCCAACCUUAGCGUCGGAUGGACCAAGAACGCACCUCCAGUCCUGCGGGACAUGACUCUGACUAUUCAGCACGGUGCCGUCACCAUGAUUGUCGGGCCAAUCGGCAGCGGAAAAUCCACGUUCCUUGAGACUAUCCUUGGAGAAUCGCUUGUUCUACAGGGGCGCGCGGACCGGGAUGCCUCCCCCAUUGCGUACUGUUCGCAGGCACCGUGGCUGCAAAGCACGACCAUCCGCGAGAAUAUCCUAGCUGGACUGCCCGUUGACACCGUAUGGUAUGACACCGUUCUGCGUGCCUGUGGCUUAGAAGGUGAUCUUGCUCGCCUCCCUCGUCGUGAUCAGACGCCAGUGGGUAGCAACGGUAUCGCGCUGAGUGGCGGCCAGAAGCAGCGUAUUGCACUCGCCCGGGCACUAUACAGUCGAUGCAGGGUGCUGCUGCUAGAUGAUGUCUUCAGUGGGAUUGAUGCAGCUACUACUGAGAUCAUCACACGAAGUCUUUUCGGCGACGGCGGCCUCUUUCAAACUCUGCAGAGCACGGUUGUGCUUGCUACACAUUCCAGUGGGAUUGCCCCGACCAAUUCCCUUUACAACGCUUGUAGACUGAUCCUUCUCGCAGCUUCUAUUCUUCAGUACGCCGACCAUCUCGUGGUCCUGACCGACGGCCACAUCAACGGAGCCGGAACCCUGCACGCCCUUCAAGCCAGCAAUAGUUACAUUCAGAAUCUCAAUGCAACACACAACUCAAAUGUGUCAGUCACCGCCAAACAGCCCGAUGACACAGUGGUGUCCCGUUCAAUAUCUACUGAACAUGAAGACCGCACAGCUGGAGACUCGGCCGACAUGGACACCGAUCACGUUGGAUCCACCGACGCUACGCGGCAGAACGGCGAUAUGGCUGUCUACGCCUACUAUGCUUCUGUAUCUGGGCGCAUGACAGUCGCUAUGACUGUGAUCAUGGCUCUCUGCUGGAGCUUCUGCCACGAAUUUUCGACUAUUUGGUUGGACUGGUGGACGGAAGCGAAUGCACAACACCCUAAUGAGAGGGCGGGGAUGUAUCUCGGCGUUUAUGUCUUCCUCAGCAUCAUCAGCGUGGUUUUCAUGGUUGCUGCUUGCUGGCUUCUAUUCGUCAGGAUUGUCUCAAAAUCGUCGCUGCGGCUUCAUGAUGACCUUUUGAAGAGUACCAUGCGCGCCCCAUUCCAGUUCUUUCACAACGUUGAUGUCGGCAGCAUCACCAACCGUUUCAGCCAAGACAUGGAUCUCAUUGACAUGACCCUCCCAAUCGAAGGCAUCAACUUGCUGUCUGCCGUCUGCAGCAGCCUCGUGAAAGUGAUUAUCCUUGCCGUCUUCGCCAAGUACCUCGCAAUCGCAAUUCCAUUCCUGGCAGUCGUCCUGUACUUGACACAAAAGUUUUAUCUCCGGACGUCACGCCAGAUGCGUCUCCUCGAUAUUGAAGCCAAGGCGCCGCUAUACACACACUUUCUAGAACUGGUUGGCGGCGCUACAACUGUGCGUGCAUUUCAUUGGCAUGUCACAUUCAACACGACAGCUCUCUCGCUGCUGAAUAUAUCCCAGAGACCAGUUUAUAUGCUAUCGUGUAUCCAGCAGUGUCUAGGUCUGGUGCUCGACCUGAUUGUAGCCGCAAUGGCGGUUAUUGUUGUUUCGACUGUCGUCUUCUUGAGGGAUCACUUCAAUGCGGGCGAUGUCGGUGUUGCACUCGUCAUGGUCAUGACAUUCAGCUCGUCACUCAUGGAGCUCAUCAAGUAUUGGACUAUGACCGAGACAUCGAUUGGAGCUAUUGCAAGAGUCAAAGAUUUCGUUGCUGCAACGGAGCCCGAGGAUAACAUGGAUGAGGAUUCAUCCUCGCGCCCGGAAUUACCAAGGUCGUGGCCAGCAAACGGCGCAAUUCAGCUCAGCGGAGUUGUAGCCUCACAUUCCAUGAGCAUUCAGCCAGGCCAAAAGAUUGCCAUCUGUGGCCCCUCAGGUAGCGGCAAGACCAGCCUCAUUCUAACUCUUUUGCGCAUGAUCCCCCUCCGUGCCGGCACCAUAACCAUCGACGACCUGGAUCUCACCGCGUACGCAGCAUCGCAGAUCCGCCCGCGCCUAAACAUCGUCACGCAGGAUCCGCUCCUCCUCCCUGGAUCAGCAGGACAGGACACCACCGUGCGCUUCAAUAUCGACCCGUUCGGCAGUGCCGCAGACGACGCCACAAUUAUCGCUGCAUUGGAACGACUGGGUCUUUGGACGACCAUUGCCGCAGCCGGCGGACUCGAUGCCGAGAUGAAGGCUACGGCGUGGUCAGCGGGACAGAGGCAGCUUCUCUGUCUUGCGCGGGCGAUGGUACGCGGGACCGCUGGUCUCAAGGUGCUCAUCUUAGACGAGGCCACGAGUAGCGUUGAUCCGGACACUGAGGCGAUCAUACAAAAUGUUCUGGAUACCGAGUUUCAAGACCAUACGGUGCUUUCUGUGCUGCAUCGGCUGCGGUACGUGGGUUGGUAUGACCGGGUCGCGGUGCUGGAGGGCGGCGAGUUGGUUGAGUUUGAUAAGCCGGAUGUGUUGUUGGCGAGGGAGGAGUCGAAGUUUGCGAGGCUGUAUAGCUCGUUGGGGGUGGGUGGUCAUUAA
Messenger RNA from Aspergillus welwitschiae, 4434 nucleotides. RefSeq names its product P-loop containing nucleoside triphosphate hydrolase protein. Gene Ontology annotation, cellular component: membrane. The record is from RefSeq and is a predicted model, not a curated record. Gene Ontology annotation, biological process: transmembrane transport. Bases 1 to 4434 code for a protein of 1477 amino acids. NCBI's taxonomy places the organism in Eukaryota, Fungi, Ascomycota, Eurotiomycetes, Eurotiales, Aspergillaceae. The transcript has 11 exons. Gene Ontology annotation, molecular function: ATP hydrolysis activity; ATP binding; ABC-type transporter activity.